GACUCGGAUGGUACCCCACUCUCUGGUGACCAGAUCGACGGUUGGUAGUUGUUGCUGGUUGCUGGUGGUACUGCUUUCUUCGCGCAAUGUUUACCUUUCUUCGAAACCAGCAUUAUUUGUAAACUUGUCGCUCUGCACCGUGCACUGUGUGCUCUCGUUAGACUGUUUGUUACCUUUGUGAUCGCUGAUCGAUGUGCUCAGUUCGUCGAAUCUUUCUCGUUGCGCGCUUCGGUACGCGUUAAAUCACGAUUUUUUUCACGUCGAUAUGGUGUACUUCUUCGAGAUGUAAGUUAUAUUGCCAAUAAUACCCAUCUAUGCUUCGACGUGUGUGUAUGUGCUGUAAUUCCUGCCGAUUAUUAUAACCAAGUGUGUCGAAAUACCUUCGUAGUACAGUUAUUUGAUCGCAUCCAUUUGUGGUAUUGGAUUGGCCCUAGUGCAGCCGAAAAACAACGUCAUUCUGUAGCUUGGAAAUAGGCACUGCGGAAAAUUGACAUGAUUAAAUGUAGGCAUUCACGUUGAAAUGCGCUUCAUAAGCAAGUAUCGGAAAAGUGAUCAUUUUUCGCAUCUGAACGUCUUCGAACACACUAGAAAGCUAAAAUCCACUCGACCCAGACGCAAAACCAACGGCAGCGCCGGAGAUAACAGCGAAGAAUGUUGCUACGGUCGUUCAUUAUCUUCGGUCACAACCACCACGAGUUACGGUUCCGGCAGAAACAACAGAAGCCCAGAUAGCACAAAUGGUAUAGGAAAUUAUGCUUACGAAGAUGACGACGACGAUGACGAAGAAAGCCGUAUACGAAUCAAAUUCACGCGAAAAUUCACCUACCAGUAUAAAAAUUUCUGCUGCGUUUUAUCCAGUUUAUUACUUUCAUUGUUGUCAGCUGCGGUGGUUUUUUAUAUAGGAUAUAAUUAUAUUAGAGUCGAACCAGGAGAAGAGUUAUCGUUCCAAGGUUCUUUUACAUUUACUCGAAAUAACACCCAUGAAUCCUCUGGGUCAAGCUCGCAACUUUCACUCGCAAAUUAUAUCAGCGCUUUGGAAAAUGCUUUACUAGUCCAUCCAAUCUUACGACUUUCAUUUUUAUCGGCGGAAAUAUUAGCUUUAGAUACCGAAAACGACAACAGCAACACGACCGUUCACUUUGGAAUGAAAUUUAAUCCUCGUCUGUUACUCGGGGCUACGUUGAAAGACAUCGUUGACGCGUUAAAACAACAUCUACAAAUGCCAGAUGCAUCGGUUGAUAAGAAUAGCGUCUCGGUUCGAGAAUUCUUUCCAUCUUCUGCGGUCACAUCGCCGUCCAUUUUGACCGAAUCUUCGUCCUCAUCGGGACACGUGAUAGAAGAUAAUUUGACCAGCACCGCCGGUAGAUGCGUAUCAGCUAUGCAGUUACCGUUUUGUAUAAAUAUCACCGAAAAAAGCUACACAGCGUAUCCAAAUCUACUAUUGCAUAAAAGUAAAGAAGACGUUACCGAUAAUUUGAUCGUAUUUAGAGAAUUGAUUGAUGCGGAGUGUUACGAAUAUGCUGGCGAAUUCUUGUGCUCGGUUUUGCAACCGAAAUGCAUCCAGAGACCGAGUUUACCAACAGACGAGACGAAAUUACCUUGUAGAGCGUUCUGUCGCGAAUUUUGGGCUGGAUGUGGAGAUAGGUUGUCUGAUAAUUUGAAGAAAUCUUUGGAUUGUUUCAAGUUCCCAGAGUAUAGCGAUUUUGGUAGGAAAUGCCGAGCUCAGCCGAAUUGUGAUCCAGUGACAUUGAAAAACGACGAAGCAUUCUCAUACAGAUUAUGCGACGGAGUAAUCGACUGUAAAGAUUUAGAAGAUGAAAUGUCUUGUCCCUAUUGCACCGCUACAGAUGCUCUUCAUUGCGGUUUGAAUAAGAAAUGUAUCCCUCAAAGUAAUCUUUGCGAUGAUGUAUCCGAUUGUCCAGACGGCAGUGACGAAAAAAAUUGUCUUUCAUUACGACCUAAUGUCACCGCUGAUUUACACUACAAAACGGUAUUAGAUACGCCGAGUUACAAAGAAGGUUACGCAGUUUACACGAGAAAUGGCACCACGGCUAACAUAUGUGUGGAAAACGACAUGGAUGAUACUUUCUCUGGACCUAUUUUGAAUAAAAUUGGAGAAUCUUUAUGUAGAAAUAGCGCCUACCAGAAUGUACGUCGAGUUGAAACUAAAUCAAUAAAAAAUACAAAUUUGCCAUCGUCCAGUGUUUUUGCCAAAUUGCAGUAUAAAAGAAACGUCGAUGUUUCAUUUUCACUCAGCUCGAAUUGUUCCUCGAAUAGGUUACUUCAUGUUACAUGUACUGGUAUUGAGUGUGGUAUACAGACGACUCGAAAUUACAUCAGUAUCGAAGGACUGAAUAAAAUAGCCAAAGCUGGAGAUUGGCCAUGGCAUGUGGCUUUAUUCAAAGAUGGUGUUCAUGCUUGUGACGCUACGUUAGUAUCGCAGCAUUGGUUACUCACGACGAUAUCUUGUUUCCAAGGGCAAAACAAAGCUGAAUGGAUAGCAAAACUGGGUACGAUAAGGUUAUACGCGAAAUCACCUUGGCAACAAGAACGACAUAUUGUCGGCAUGAUUAAAUCUCCCGUUGAAGGGAGCACGCUAGUCUUAAUAAAAUUAAGUAGUCCUGUAAUAUUUUCGCAUUUCAUUCGUCCAAUUUGUUUACCAUCCGGUAAUGCACUCGCUGACGAUCUCAUGUACUGUAAUACUUUAGGAUGGACGAAAACCAGAGAGAUGUUGCAAAGAAUCGAAGUCAGAGAAACUGCCAUGGAUAAUUGCGCCGAUAUUAGUAUUACUUCUGGUAACACGUUAUGUGCCGGUUCCACUUUUGAUCCUAGUGAAUGCAACGAAGAAGAAAUGGCCGGAAGUGCCAUGAUAUGUUUGACUUCUAAACAAAAUCGAUGGAUUUUAGUAGGAGUCAGUAGUUGGAGAAUUUCAUGUACACCGAUUGGAAUGCAACGACCUAGACUUUAUGAUAAGAUUACUUCUAAUGUAAAUUGGAUUCAAAGUGUUAUUCAAGAUGUUUAAAGUUGGAUUUUUUUUUUUAUUAUUUCUGUAUUAUGUAUUUCUUUUAAUAGCGUUGUGAUUUUUUUAAAGAUUGUUUUUUAAAAUACAUUUUUAAAAUGUGAAA
Messenger RNA from Planococcus citri (citrus mealybug), 3125 nucleotides. RefSeq names its product atrial natriuretic peptide-converting enzyme-like. NCBI's taxonomy places the organism in Eukaryota, Metazoa, Arthropoda, Insecta, Hemiptera, Pseudococcidae. Bases 521 to 3022 code for a protein of 833 amino acids. The record is from RefSeq and is a predicted model, not a curated record. Gene Ontology annotation, molecular function: serine-type endopeptidase activity; protein binding. Gene Ontology annotation, biological process: proteolysis. The transcript is spliced from 13 exons.